AUGGCUUGGAGACCACCAAUUGCGAAUGUGGUUAUGCAAGCAGGUUCAAAUCAAGCAGAAGGAAACCAGAACCAAGCUGGUUCAUUUGGUGCGAAUCAGAACCGCCCAAACCCUAUUCUAAAUCCAGCUCCGACUCCGAUUGGGAGUUUCGACCCGAACGACCUGACGAAUCCUCUUCACAUUCAUCCGAACGAAAGCCCAACCCUACAGCUUGUUACAGUGCAGCUGGAAGGAAGGUCUAAUUACCAUUCUUGGGCCAGAGCUAUGAAGAUGGCUUUGAUGUCCAAGAACAAGAUGAGCUUUGUAAGAGGACAUGUGGCUGUUCCGAGCAAGCUUGAUCCAAGAUAUUAUUAUUGGGAGCGCUGCAACACGAUGGUCUUGUCAUGGAUACUUAUGGCUGUCUCUUCCACUAUAGCUCGAAGUGUUCUUUGGAUCAAUACUGCUGAAGGAGUGUGGAAAGACCUGAAAAAGUGCUUCAGCCAGCAAGAUAUAUUCAGAAUUGCUGAAAUCCAGUCACAAAUUUAUCAAACGAAGCAAGGUAACUCUACCAUAAAUGAUUAUUUUACACAAUUGAAGUUACUGUGGGAUGAACUUCUUGUUCUUAGAACUAUUCCUGGAUGUGAAUGCCCUACUGGUUGUGAAUGUGGGAACAAAUUAUCUGAAAAAGUGAAGGCACAUUUAGAGAAUGAUAUGUUUUCUGCAUUCCUAACUGGUUUGAAUGAUAGUUACAUUAACACCAAGCAUCAGAUCAUGCUGAUGAAACCCCUCCCAGAUGUUGGUGAAGCUUUUUCCAUGAUUUCACAACAAGAGAGGCAAAUACAUAUUGAAUCUAGUGCUCUGGGAGAUGGCAUUACAGGGGAAAAUGUUUUCUUUACAAAAGCAGAUGAUGGCAGUAAGAGAACCUUCUCUAAUCCGAAGCAGAAACCUGUAUGUAGUUAUUGUGGUUAUACAGGGCACACUGUGGAGAAGUGCUACAAGAAGCAUGGCUAUCCACCAGGUUGGAAGCCAAGAAACAAAGGGUGGGGGUCUUCUACCCAAGUCCAGAGUUCUGUGCAAGACACUGAAAAUCCAAGGACUAAUUCAUCCUUCACUCAAGAGGAUUGA
Molecule: messenger RNA, 1104 nt
Organism: Ipomoea nil (Japanese morning glory)
Lineage: Eukaryota; Viridiplantae; Streptophyta; Magnoliopsida; Solanales; Convolvulaceae
Exons: 1
Coding region: 1-1104 (367 amino acids)
Source: RefSeq, a predicted model, not a curated record